AUUGUGCGCCGAAAUAGAACAAUAUUUGGACGUGUUACCAGUCCUGUGUGUUUUAACAGGCACUGUCAUAAUUGGAUCAGCAACCUGCCCAUUGAAAUGUUGAAGUUCGCAGUUAUUUUGUUCUUGUUUGGGCCGAGUUUUCAAGUAGAUUUACCGACAUGUCAGCAAGGUGAUUACCAUUAUGAGUAUACAGAAUGUGACAUUGAUGGUGGCAGAUGGAGAGUCCAAGUACCUAAGAAACCAAACUCAUGUACAGGUGGGGCUCCACAUCCUGCUGUCAGGGGAAAAAGUUGUGAUUUCACAUGUGAUAAAGGACAGUAUUUAGAUAUAACAGGAGACCAGGAAUGUAAGCAUUGUCAAGCUGGUACAUUUUCCCUUGGUGAUGGCAUCAGAUUUGAAAAUUGGGAUAAAAUUCCAGAAGGAUUUACCUCUACAGCAGAGUCAUUCAGUUUCCGCCAUUUUGAAAUGGGAGAAGGAGAGGAAGCGGACACAGUGAACUGUUCAAGCAAUUCUUUUACUGCCAAAGGAAGUUAUCUGUCUGUAACUCCAGGAGAUUGCAAUGCUCAGUUGACAUACUCUGUUAAUCUAGUCAAGACAGGCUCAAUUCUUUUUGAGUUCCAGUAUCCGGAGGAAUCAGAAGGGUCUGCUUUGUUCCAUUUUACAAUUCAAAAUGACCAAUGUGAAUCUGACUUUGGACAUUCACAUAACAACCAAUGGCCAGCAAAAACUAAAAGUGGAGCUUGGGGACAUAUUAGUACCAAAUUGGACAAAGGAUUAAAUGUAUUGAAAUGGAGAGUAGUUGGAAUAGGUUCAGACAGAAGUAAACAAACAAAUACACCUGUACUGAUUAGAAAAAUUGAAGUUAAAGGUGUGGGUUUUACAUCAGUAUGUGCACAAUGUAAAAGUGGGACAUACAGCAGUGAAGGUUCUGAAAUUUGUACACCUUGUAAACCUAACACCUAUUCCCUACCAGGAGCAGAUAUGUGUAAACCAUGUAACCUGGCUACUGAAUAUUCAUAUGAAGGAGCUGGUGUUUGUACCAAGAGACCCCCAUGUACUAAGGAUGACUACUAUCAGAUCCAGUUACCUUGUGUCAAUGGAAAGACCCAGAAAUCAUUUGAGUGGAUACAACCUCAGAUUUGUCGUAAAGAUGUGUCAGAGUCAAUUCAACUGCCUGGUAAAACUAAUGCAGAAGACUGUCCACCUUGUAACCCUGGAAUGUUUUUAUCUAAGACUGCUGGUUGUCAGUUCUGUCCAGAUGAUCAGAUGUCUGAUGGAAAAACACCAUGUCAGAAAUGUUCAGCCUCUACUUCACCAGAUUUCAACCUAGAAAUGAAUUGGUUUAAUACAAUGCCAAACAACAUGUCAUCUGAAUGUGUACUUUUUUCUGAUGACACAUGUAAGUACAACUCUAGCUGGAUGCCGAUGGGAGACCACCUAGUGACACACUUUGGUCGUAGUGAGGAUGCUUAUUUAUUGCUGAUGCAGACAGUCUCAGGAUUUAGAACUACUGAAUCGAUGGAUCACAGACAAAUUGUUGGAACUGUGUCAUUUGAAUUUUCUACCCAGUGCACUGGAAGAUGUGAAUUUGUUUUCCUUGUAGAGUAUGAUGGUCAUAGUGAAGUGCAGAAAGAAUGGUCAGGCUCUAGACAGAAAACACACUUUUCGUUUGAUGUGUCCAAAUCUGGUCCAAUGACAUUUUCCUGGGCUUUCCAGCGCUCUUAUAUUGGACACCUAAACUAUGGACACGUGGCUGAAAAUGACCUUGCUAGAAUGUACAGUAUCAAAAUAACUAAUUCACUGGACGGUGGUGCUGUAGGCUGUAAAAAAUGUCCAAAGGGUGUGGUUGAUAAUAGGUGUGUUCCCUGUCCAGCUGGUCACUACAUUGAUGUACACAGCAACUCUACAACUUGUGAAGCUUGUCCUCCAAAUACGAUCAUCAGGAGAACUAAUGCAUGGGGAAAAGAUAAUUGUGUGGAAUGUGGUCAGGGUCUUAAGGCUUCGGCAGCAGGAGAUAAGUGUGUCACUGAUUGUACAUUUACUGACACGUCUGGCAGACUCUAUGACUUCACCAAGUUAAACAAGAUAAAGUUUGUAAAGGGAAGUAAUCUGUUUACUGGAUCUGGAACUAAAUAUUACCAUGGAUUUAACAUCAGCCUGUGUGGAGGAGACAAGAUGGUCACAUGUACACAAAAUGUUUCAUCACCUGAAAAGUCAACAUCAGAAAGUAAAUUUUCUGAAUCAGCUCCAGUAAAGGGAGUGGUUUGUAGAUCUACAAUUAUACCUUCCACUGAUCAACAGAAAUCACUCUCUACUCAGCCUACCAGUCUUGGUGACUACAUCGACAAGAUAGUUACAAACAAAAGCCUUGUUGAGAUGUACAAAAAAGAAGGAUAUCCAACUGAGGGAUCAGAAAAAGACAUACAUUUCUAUUCUAAAUCAGAAGAUUCUACAGACGCAUGUCCAGAUGGACGUAAUACAAUAAUCUCCCUGAAAUGUGAUCAGAAGAUGGAAGAGGAUGGAGAAAUAGUUUUCCCACCAAAAUGUGUGUAUGGAACAUGUGAUGGUUGUAACUUCCAUCUCCUGUGGAAAACUGUGUACGCUUGCCCCAAAUGUGCCAAGGAAGACUUUGUUAAAAUUGUAGGAGAAUGUGUGGAUGGAUCACAGAAUAUUCAUUAUACUAAACCAGAUCACUGUAUAGGAGAGCCACCAGCAAUUGAAACCCAGAAAUGUGCAAUUAAACUUCCAUUUAUUGUAAAAGUAGUAGUACCACCAGUUGUUGCCCUUGGACUUAUUUUACUGAUAUGUGUCAUAUACUGUUGGCAGAGAAAUAAAAAUUUAGAGUAUAAGUAUAUGAAGUUAACUCACCAGAAUGAACCAACCUAUGAUGGAGAGUUACCAGGAGUAGAUUCUUGUGGUUUGUCUGAUGGAGAAGAAGAUCAGUUUGAUUCUGUACAAUUUAAAACGAGCAGAGGCUCAAAAAUACUCAAUAAAAUAAGAGGCAAAAGAUCAGAUAAGAGUCCAUUAGACCUAUUUUCAUCAGAUGACGAGAAUCCAUUUGAGACGGGACGUUCUGAGAAAAUACCUCUAACGUAAAGACAACAGACAUUGUUUUAUUCCUAGAUGGCCUUAUGUAUCUGUCCAGUUCAACAAAAAUGAAAUCCAGUAGCUAACAUGUGCUGAUGCUUUUAUUGUCAAGUCACCAUUGUCUCAAUGUUAUAUUGAAUGAUCAUUGAUGUAUUCAUGUAUAGUUAAGUAACAGAGGGUCUUUCCUUAAUAGGGAAAAUAUAUUACCAUCUUAGGUACCAGCACAAGGUACCAGAGUGUAUUCCUCGUGACAACAGUACCUUUGGAUUUACAUAUUUAUUUUCUAGUUCAUCAUAUAUUUUUAAGCAGAAUUGUAAAUUGUCAAAAUGAUUGAUAUUAUUUCAGUAAAAUUUGAGUUUCA
Mytilus californianus (California mussel) is the source of this 3448-nucleotide messenger RNA. Its product is annotated as endosome/lysosome-associated apoptosis and autophagy regulator family member 2-like. Bases 97 to 3096 code for a protein of 999 amino acids. The transcript has 23 exons. The record is from RefSeq and is a predicted model, not a curated record. NCBI's taxonomy places the organism in Eukaryota, Metazoa, Mollusca, Bivalvia, Mytilida, Mytilidae.